CGAACUGCGAGCCGCGGCGGGACCGAGCGCACGCAGGGGCGCGCCGGUGGCCGGGCUGGACGGGCUGCGGAGGCGCCGGUCGCGAGCACGCGAGGUCAAGGGCCGGACGGCCGCCGGAGGGCACAGCGCUCCCGGUGCGGGGAGGGACCCGCCACCCGCGAUCCCCCACGCGGGGACAGCAAUGCGGUGCACCCAGAGGUCCCGGUAGCCUCGGAUCUGCGGCGGUGAUGGAUGAGCCGUGGUGGGAAGGGCGCGUCGCCUCGGACGUCCACUGCACCCUACGCGAAAAGGAACUGAAGCUGCCUACCUUCCGCGCCCACUCCCCGCUCCUGAAGAGCCGUCGGUUCUUUGUAGACAUUCUGACCCUGCUGAGCAGACACUGCCAUCUGUGCCCCUCAGCCCGGCACCUGGCCAUCUACCUGCUGGACCACUUCAUGGACCAAUACAACAUCACCACCUCCAAGCAGCUGUAUACUGUGGCCGUCUCCUGCCUCCUGCUGGCAAGUAAGUUUGAGGACAGGGAAGACCGUGUGCCCAAAUUGGAGCAGAUAAACAGUACGAGGAUCCUGAGCAGCCAAAACUUUUCCCUCACCAAGAAGGAGCUGCUGGCCACGGAACUUCUGCUCCUGGAGGCUUUCAGCUGGGACCUCUGCCUGCCCACACCUGCCCACUUUCUGGACUACUACCUCUUGGCCUCCAUCAGCCAGAAGGACCACCACUGCCACACCUGGCCCACCACCUGCCUCCGAAAGACCAAAGAGUGCCUGAAGGAGUAUGCCCACUACUUCCUGGAAGUCACCCUGCAAGAUCAUAUCUUUUACAAAUUCCAGCCUUCUGUGGUUGCUGCAGCCUGUGUUGGGGCCUCCAGGAUCUGCCUUCAGCUUUCUCCCUACUGGACCAGAGACUUGCAGCGGGUCUCGAGCUACUCCCUGGAGCAUCUCAGCACAUGUAUCGAAAUCCUGCUGGUAGCAUAUGACAAUGUCCUCAAGGAUGCAGUUACAGUCAAGAGCCAGGCACUGGCCAUGGUGCCUGGCACAUCACCGGCUCCCACCCAAGUGCUGUUCCAGCCGCCCGCCUACCCUGCGCUCAGCCAACCACCGCCAACACUAGCCCAGUUCCAGAGUCCAGCGCAGGACUUGUGCUUGGCUUAUCGGGACUCAUUACAGGCCCAUCGCUCAGGAACCCUGCUCUCAGGAGACACUGGCCCAUCCCUCCACACCCCAUACCCAACCCUCCAACCCUUGGAUAUGUGUCCUGUGCCCGUCCCUGCAUCCCUUAGCAUGCAGAUGGCCAUUGCAGCUGAACCCAGGCACUGUCUUACAGCCACCUAUGGAAGCAGCUACUUCAGCGGGAGCCAUAUGUUCCCCACAGGUUGUUUUGACAGCUAGGCCACAUUUGGACCACAUGGAGAAUCCUGGAAGACCCAGACCGAAGAAGUGAGCACCUAAGAGGGAGAGUUCAGCCAGGUGAGGGAAAGAACCUGGUACCCUUCAAUAGUGAGGGUCUGUGUGCUUUAAACAAACAAACAAACAAACAACCCAGAGCAAACAUCCAGGGACAUACCUCACCCAACAGCAUCUCUCUGGGAACCUCUUCCACGAGUGCCUGGAGGACAAAGACAUGACUCUGUGGCCAUUCACUCCCUUGAGCUGGGGGAUCCAAUGGAGCACAUCAGGCCUGAUGAGAGGCUUGGACAUUGAGGCCUGCAUAGAGAUCAGUAGCACAUCUGGACUUUUCAAAGACUACUUUUCACAGCUAUGCCAGUGAAAAAGAAGGGGCAGUUGGGUGGUGGAGGCGCACGCCUUUCAUCGAAGCGCUUGGGAGGCAGAGGCAGGCGGAUCUCUGUGAGUUCAAGGCCAGCCUGGUCUACAGAGCAAGUUCCAGGACAGCCAAGGUUACACAGGGAAACCCUGUCUGGAAAAAAACAAACAAACAAAAGCAAAGAAAGAAAGAAGUGGCACCUGGCAUGUCCUCUGUGUCUCUAGAAGAUCCUUCCUGAGUGUGUUUCUCGCCUUAGCUCCAUACCAAGGGCCCCAUUACCCCGUGUUUAUGCCUGAGCACUGGCCCCUGGAGGCACAGUGGCUAUCUUGCCCUUUCGUUUUUGAACCCAAAACCUUUUUUGUCUUUCUCAAGAUUUCACAUGCUGCUGCUGCUUCCCGGAACAAUCUAGCUUUCUAUCCCACAAAAAAACAAAACAAAACAAAAAACAACAACAACAAAAAAAACCCAUCUUGUUUACAUACUGUGUCAGGGA
Molecule: messenger RNA, 2254 nt
Organism: Peromyscus leucopus (white-footed mouse)
Lineage: Eukaryota; Metazoa; Chordata; Mammalia; Rodentia; Cricetidae
Gene: Ccnjl
Product: cyclin J like
Exons: 6
Coding region: 228-1388 (386 amino acids)
Biological process (GO): mitotic cell cycle phase transition; regulation of cyclin-dependent protein serine/threonine kinase activity
Cellular component (GO): cytoplasm; cyclin-dependent protein kinase holoenzyme complex; nucleus
Molecular function (GO): cyclin-dependent protein serine/threonine kinase regulator activity
Source: RefSeq, a predicted model, not a curated record